UAGUGUCUAGUGCUGUGGAGUGGGGCUGGGUUUUAAUAAACGCCAACAUGAGACCUUCCAGGCCCAUUCUGUGGGCCACUCUUUUCUUCUGUCUAUGGACGUCGUCCCUGGCCGGAGUGAAGAAGCUUCGUCUGUCGUUGCCGACGAGCGAAACGAUAGCUGCAGUGGCCAGGGAGAUGGGUGCCGCGACAUUCCAGGAGUCUCUGGAGGAACAAGACCAGGAGCAGGACCAGGAACCGGCGGCUUCUGAGGGUCGGAGGGUGCAGAGGAAGCUGAUCACUGGAGGCGAGGACAUCGAGGACAACACGGAAUACCAGGAGUAUCAGGGGGUGAUGGGAAGACCAGGAGUGGACUUUCCAGUCUUACCAAGCAUCCCGACUACUGCAUUCAGCUGCAGAGCCGUCAAGAAGCCAGGCUACUACGCUGAUUUGGACACUGACUGCCAGGUGUUCCACAUUUGUGAUGGGGGGCGGAAGAUCUCGUUUUUGUGUCCAAACGGGACAAUCUUUCGACAGUCUCAUUUAAUCUGUGACUGGUGGUUCCGAGUGGACUGCGGCAAGUCGGUGGAAUUAUACGAGGAGAGCGCAGAGCAGUUGGCUGCGGAUCAAAGAGUCUACAAGCAGAGGGCGGAGGCGCUGGGACGGGCGGUCAACAAGGGGGAUCAGCAGGGAGAGACGUUGGCCACUCAGAGAGAGAUUGAGAGUUCAUCACCGAAGCCAGACACUCAUAUUGAUGCACCAUUCUUUGAAACUGCUAAGCUCAACUACAAAAAUAGACAGAGUGCAAGAAAGCAACAGGCCUCACAGCAAAUAAAGCAACUUGUGACUCCAGUUCCUGAAGUAGAGAAUAUCCAUUUUGAAGCCAAAAAUGUAAAUCAGCUGCAGUACAAGAACUCACAGGACACGAGGCCCAACAAGCCAGUUGACGAAGAAAACGAGCAACAGAUACUGUCUGAAACAGCCUCUUUCGCCAGCAGCAGAGGUAGCAAAUUUGGAAGGCAGUUUUAUCAGGAAAACUAUUUCACACCAAGUUCCCAGUUACAAAGUGGCUCCACUGAGCAGCGAAAUCAACCAAAUUAUCAGACAAAUGACAACGAUCUUCAAUUAAGCUCAAAGGCUCCACAACCUCAAACAAGUAUUAACCUUUUAUCCAGUAGUACUGUUUCAGAGAACUCUUUUAGCUUCCCAACAAGCACAGUUUCUUCUUUGUCUUCUGAAGGUUCAUUUCAAUCCAAUCCUGGCUCUUCUACUAAAUCAAACUCAGAACCUUCACCACCAAGAAAUUUCAGACCAAUUGGUCGUCUUUUGCCCACAUCGUCUCAAAAUAGUAAUUUAAGGCAAAGUUCAGGUAGAAAUAACUUUUUCAGAUCCAAUAAGCAAACUUCAACUACAAAAAAUGUGGCUACUUCAAAACAAACACCCUCCGGCGUUCCUAUUAACACCCCUAGUACACCAAGCCAAUCUGAGUUUAGUUCACCUCAAAGUAUGGACGUGAAUUCUGUGUCGCCCUCAUUUGUGCCACAGAAGAAUUUCAUUAGACCGAGUCCUGACCUUAUACCUCCAGAGCAAAGUCCAACAACAAGGCAGAAUGGAAGGCUUCAGGCUCAAGCAAACAUUUAUCAGAAUAGUAAGACUUAUGUUCAAUUUAAUAGAAAUAGAACUGCUACAACAUCAAAAAGCCUAGUGGUUGAAUCCUCAGUAAAUAGGUUUUCGUCACCUACGACGUUGCCCUCAAUACAAGAAACAACAGCCAGCCCUAGACAAAGGCAAAAACAACGUCGAUUUACAAGUACCACUCAAAAGCCUGUAUUUACUGCAAAAUUUAAACCGAGUAAGUCAUUUUCAUACGUAGAGCUAGAACGAUCAAAAACUUCUCAGGAAUCUGCAACCCAGCCAACUGAGUCUUCUUCAACUCUAGCGAGCUUUAGCCCGAUAAUAGAUAGUCGCAACAAAGUUGAAAAUGUGCAUUUUGGAUUGGAUGAAAACAUACAUGAACAAUUUUCCACAAGCAGCUACUCUACUUCAAAUACGCCUACUUCUGUUGCCAAUACAAAAGAAAGCAUUUCUACUUUCUCUACGUUGUCAUCGACUUCACCAUAUUCACCAACGAUACCAGAUCGUCCAGAUCAAUUUCCCUCCCAAAAACUAGUUACUAGAUUGGAACCAAAACAAACAACAUCAUCUGUUCCAAACAGCAACAAUGAUUCCCGCCUAGAUAAACUGGCAAGUUUUAGUAACAUUGAUCCAGCUGAGAUCAAUUUACUACCUUCUAACACAAAUAAAGGGACAAGAAGCAAAUUGAUGAUUCCUGAUUCUUCUGGACCUAAUGCACUUCAUACACUGGCUCUGUAUUAUGCUACAUCAGAGGCAGACUCAGGUACAACACCAGCAUAUAACGCUGAAGACACUUUUCCUCCACAAUCCACAGAAGAUUUUUAUAAUUUCUCAUCUACUGGCUCUGAGGAAUCAGACAGUAAAGUAAGAGAUAUAUUAAAAACACACCCUAAACAAGUUUCAAAAAUAUCAGAUGAAAUUUUGCUGAGAUCCCAUUCUGGUAGCCCAGAUAAUGAGACUGAAAUUGAUAAUGUUAAAUCCACUGUUGAUACUGAUGAUGCUGUCAAAGAUAUCUCGACAGUGUUGACAAAAGCUACAAAAGAUUCGUACGCCUCUCUUUUUAAUGACACGGAAAAGAAACAUUCACAUGGUGACGACAUGCCUUGUACUGGGGAUGAUAUAUAUGACCUAGAUGCUGGUAAAGAAGCAUUGACAGAGAAAAAUGAAGGUCUCAAAGAGGAUGUUCAAAAUGAUUUGGACAUUCAACAAAGUCGUGGUAUUGUUCAGCCAUUGUCGUCAACUAAAAAGCCUUUUAUCCCGCUUUCUUCAAAUGUAGAUGAUCUUCCUGAUGAGUUAAAAUUAAGAGAUUCCACUGACCUUAGAGAGUUGGCGCAGGUUUUUAGUAGAGCUUUGUCAGCAUAUCUAGAAGAUCCUGAUUCUUUUAGAAGGAUUUUAUCAGAGGUUCGUCCUACAGAACCUACGAGUGCAAGUGGUUCUGAUCUAACACAAAAUUUAGAAGAAAAUGAAGACGAAGUCCUAGACUUUUCUGAUGCAUCAAAUCGUGGUCCCAGGAUAAUUACAAAUAACCAACUACCUGUUCUAAAUCAGCAAUCUCAAAUAAACUCUUUAGAUAUAAAAGAAAUCAAUAGCCUUGCUCGUGAAAACUACACAACGGGACAAUCAACCGAUGCUAGUGUAAAAGCAGGAGCAGAAGAAAAUUCUGAAGGCCAAGCUUUCUCAACUGCUAAUCCUACCUCUUUAGCUGUUGAUAUAAACUACCUUUUGAGUAACAAUAAUAAUGUUACUUUUGAUUCUGUUACAGAAGAUUCAUAUUUACCAACAGUGGAGAUUGAAGAGGACAAAAGUAGGUGGGGUAGAUAUGGGGGAUUCCAUAAUAACUCUGUAGUUUCAGAAUACCAACCAUAUGGAUCUGAUGUAUCCAAUACUGUAACGGGAAGACCUAUAACCGAAACAACUUUUGUGACAGAAGGCUCGUCGUUUGACACUACAUUGGAUGAAGCGCAAAGUGAGUAUUUUACCAACAAAAAUGUUUCGACUGCUGCUUCAAACCAAAUUGAUAUAGAGUCUAUUCCUGAACAGUUGGGUAUUGUUCCUGCUCAAGAUAUCAAUGCACUAGUUGAGGACCAUAAUGACUGCAAUGACCCUUCACAUAAUCAUGGUGACCAUUUAAGUUCAGAUUCAAUAGAACACAAGCCGUUUCUUAUACAAACAGAAGAAGAAAUAUAUGGAAGAGGAACGGAUCAAGAAAAGGUACUCAUUGCGUCUGGAAGUCAGUCAUUUGUAUCAAGGGAUAACUACGUAAGAAUCUUAGGGGCAAAGCACGAAUUUGAUACAAAGAAUAGUGUUGCCUCGAAAGUUCAAAACGUAAAUGAAAAUAGUAUCAGACCGGUAGAACCAACAACUACAACUCAGAAGACUACAACUAUGAAAAGUAGAGGGUCCGUUCGAUUUGGUCCACCAUCAACUGCUGAUCGAUCUGACAUAUCAAGCUUUAGGAGGAGACCAAACAAGGAAAUAACAUUUCAAAAUGUAAACUUAGGAAAUGGUGUAACACUUGAAAGAACCAAAACUAUUCGUUACUCCACACCUGAAAUACAAAAUGUUCAACGUUCAACUACAUACUCCCCAGAUAUCAAUAUUAACCCAGUGUCAAUAAACGAGGGAUUAAGUCUUGUAUCUAAUGACGUGGUUUCAACAACUGAACAUCCACUGCAAGCAUCUGGAAGUACGAGAUCAAUAAUACGAGCUACAACUUAUCAUCCCAGUUCUUCUCUCAAACCAGAUUUACCAGAUGUUAUUCCUCCCCGAGGAUCACUUCGUAAUUCCUGGCAGUGGAAUGCAAGACCCUCUAGUAACGCAGAUAUUACUACCCCGGAGAGUUUGAUAAAUACUAUUCUUAACAAUGAAAACUUUGCAUCUUCUCCCCAAGACUUCUCCACCUUUGCAUCUACCCUUUUACCACCAAACGUAACUCUUGAAACGGCCAAAGAAGAAAUGCUCGAGAAAAAAGCAGAAGAAAUCUUUGGCAAAUUGAAUGAAACCAGUGCUAAUAUGCUAAUGAAUGUAAUGAACCAAGCUGAAUCUAAUACCACAGUAAGAAGGCUUGUUCUUCUGUUAGUGGCUGAUCGCAACGGAAAAGAAAAUAAAUCUUUUGAAGACUCAAGGAACCAGCUGAUACAAGCAUUGCUGAAGACAACUGCACCUGAACCUACAACAGCAGGGAUUACAGAAAGUACUCAAUACGAGGAUAAGAAGAGCACAACAAAAAAAUCUGGAAGAACACGAACCAGGUCUAGAGGUUCUUCAACAACUACAACACAAAGUAGUACCACUUCUCGGUCAAGAAAUCCAAAAUCCUACAGAGGAACGGACCCUGAUGUUAAAACAAUCACAAGUAAUGAUGCUUCAAACAAACCUGAGCCUCAGUUUUUAAGAUCUCCAAAUCUGUUUCCACAAAAUCCAUCAGCAUCUAGCUUUGGUUCGGAUCCUGACGCUCGCGCCGUUGAACUGCUCAAAUCCUUGUAUCACCUCGCUGCCAGAUGGGGGUAAGAACAUUGUAUCUCCUCAUUGGUACAAUAUUUGCUCACCUCGGGCCUGAGGCGUCGAUGGGAGAUGAGUCGGAACGAUCCAAGUAAGCCAAUCUCUCCAAGGUCAGGCUAGUCAACAACAAUCAUCAAGUCUUGGAUAUUCCCUGAUUACUGGAACUUCAACGAUGAAGUUUUACUGAUCAUGUAAUAUCCUAAUUGUAAAUAAUGAAACUGUGAAUAUUUAUGUUAGUAUUUGUUACCAAGCUCCCGCUCGCAAUGGUCAUAAAGUUCCCUUAUUAUUAUUUUAUUGUUUGUGUACCUAUCCUACUUAUACAUGAAGUGAUUUGUAUAUUUGUCUGAGCUAGAAAUGCUCCUUUACUCAGUAUUUGAACAACGAGAUGGUUUGACAAAGUCUCUUGUUAGCGAGUAACACCACUUGCGCACAUUUGUACUUUGUUCACAAUGAUUUCUUAUGACAAAAGCAUUGAAAGUAAACCUAGAUAAUAUAGGUAAGCCAAUUAUUGAGUUGUUACAAACCGUAACCCACUUAGUGCUUAUGUUUGGUUAAUUUAUGAUGUCCCGGUAAAGAAAGCUGUUAUUUUAAAUGCCAUUGUCUAUUUAAUAAUUUUUAAGUUGUAUGAAUGUCGAACGAGUGAAAUGAAGUGUUAUGUAAUAUAAAUAUGUAAUUAUU
Macrosteles quadrilineatus (aster leafhopper) is the source of this 5792-nucleotide messenger RNA. Its product is annotated as mucin-3A-like. Gene Ontology annotation, cellular component: extracellular region. The coding region runs from base 48 to 5123 and encodes 1691 amino acids. The record is from RefSeq and is a predicted model, not a curated record. Lineage: Eukaryota; Metazoa; Arthropoda; Insecta; Hemiptera; Cicadellidae. Gene Ontology annotation, molecular function: chitin binding. The transcript is spliced from 6 exons.